Messenger RNA from Penicillium alfredii, 1026 nucleotides. RefSeq names its product putative transcription factor Rap1. Bases 1 to 1026 code for a protein of 341 amino acids. The transcript has 2 exons. Gene Ontology annotation, cellular component: shelterin complex. Gene Ontology annotation, molecular function: telomeric repeat DNA binding. Gene Ontology annotation, biological process: regulation of DNA-templated transcription; telomere maintenance via telomere lengthening. Lineage: Eukaryota; Fungi; Ascomycota; Eurotiomycetes; Eurotiales; Aspergillaceae. The record is from RefSeq and is a predicted model, not a curated record.
AUGGGCGCAUCUCACAUCCCUAGAAAGGGCACUCGCUUUGACUACUCGCUGCGAGACGAUCAAAUUCUGUUUGAUUGGCUUCAUCCGCUGGAGAAAGAAAAGGGAGCCCCCAUCAAUGGCAACAAGAUAUAUCAGGAAAUAGCCGUUCAGUGCCCGCGGCAUUCAUGGCAGUCCUGGCGAGCUCGAUAUCUCAAAAAGCUGCGCGGUAGACCUCGGCCGGGAGGUGGUGCCCCAUUGCCUAGGUCAGAGUGGUUUCCUGACGACUCAGCUCAGGAGAGAACGCCAGAACAACCUGCGCCAGAACCUUCGAUGGUUCCUGAACCACGAAGUCCAAGAGCACCUUCGCCGCAACCACCUAAACCAGCAGAGUUGAAAAGGAAGCGCGAUUCUGUUCCCGAAGAUGUUUCGACUUCAAAAAGGAAAGAAAUCGAAUUGCCACAGCCCGCCGAAAACAACUCACCUCAUCCUCACUCGGAAGGUGGCAAGUCACGACCUCAACCAACUAAUCUCUCAACUCCGCCGGUAAAGACCGGUCAACGCCCAGCGGAGCGUCCUACCGGUUCAGCUACACGUUCCGCCCUAGCUCCUGGUCAGAAAGAAUCAUCUGAGCCACCCAUCAAUCAAGCGGACGACAUGGUCGACCCUGUAUUCUUAGAGCUGCCAUUCCUGCCGCCAUCUCCGGGGCCAGCCCAGGACGACGAAGAAGCUGAACAAAGCGAAACUUCCGACGUAGACGCUUGGAUUGACGCCCGGCUCGCGCGAGGCAAUGUGGAUGAAUCCAGUGUGAUCGACGCUCUCCGCUGCACAAGCAUGGACCCAACACUCGCCGACAAGGUGCUUGAGCACUUUCUGGCUGGCCAGGCGGUCCCUGAUAAUAUACCUGGGAUCUGGACAGCAUAUGACGAUGAAUGCCUAGAAGGGCAAAAUAUGCGGGAUGUCGAACGCGUCUUGACCAAGCAUGGAUCGGGCGCAUGUGAGGCCCGGUGGGAUUACCUUAGUAUGGCCCGGGAAAGGGGCCUGGUAUAA